Messenger RNA from Ostrea edulis (European flat oyster), 1179 nucleotides. Its product is annotated as CUB and peptidase domain-containing protein 2-like. The transcript is spliced from 6 exons. Gene Ontology annotation, biological process: proteolysis. NCBI's taxonomy places the organism in Eukaryota, Metazoa, Mollusca, Bivalvia, Ostreida, Ostreidae. Gene Ontology annotation, molecular function: serine-type endopeptidase activity. The coding region runs from base 65 to 883 and encodes 272 amino acids. The record is from RefSeq and is a predicted model, not a curated record.
AGCCAUCUCGACGAGACUGACUAAGUUGGAUACCAGAGAGACGGGCCGAUAGUGAAAGGUCGCCAUGAAGAUCCUAUUUCCCGUGUUUGUUUUGUCCAUUCUCCUGAAAGGGUCGUCAGGGAAACACAAUCACCACCCUGUCCCCCUCCGACAGUCUACAACCCCGCCUCCGAGACAUCGCAUAAUUGGUGGAUCCGCCUCUGUACCGCAUUACUGGCCGUUCAUGGUCUCUCUGCAGACUCAGGGGGGAUUUCACUUCUGUGGCGGAGUACUAGUGACGACAAAAUGGGUCCUUACGGCCGCUCACUGUUUAGACGGACUGAGCGCUGGGUCGUUCCGGGUGGCGCUGGGAGAACACAGUCUUUCCACAGAUGAAGGAACAGAACAAAUCCGGAACAUCACAUCCAUACAUAAAAAUCCGUUCUACAACAUCCAGCAUUCUGAUUUCAACUUCUACCUGCCUAACGACGCUGCACUUUUGGAAUUAAGUCAACCCGCAGUGGAAAAUCUCCACGUUCGAACCGCUGUUUUACCCACUAAAUGUCACGAUUUCACAGGACAAGCCUGCUUCACACUGGGGUGGGGAAAAACACAGGAUGUAGAACACUCGGAUACCCUUCAGCAAUCAACAACGACAAUCUUAGCAACCAACCUGUGCAGCGCCACCUGGGGGAACUACGUGUACUACGACAGCUUGUGCGUCCUUGAUUACGGAAGCACACCGUGUUCUGGUGACAGUGGCGGUCCCCUAGUAUGUCUGGACCGGUCACAGUACGUGGUGGCUGGGGUAUCAUCCUGGGGUGAUGUGGACUGUGGGUUCCAUCCCUCAGUCUUUACCAAGAUCUCCGAGACCUUAUCCUGGAUCCACGACAUCACCAAGUAAUGCAUGAAUCUCCGAUGAUGUGAAUACAGACAUUUUUUUAAACUUCAAAUAUGAACAUUUGAUGUACCUAAGCAAUAUCUAAUUAUUUUCUGCAAAUUCAUUUUAUAUCCAGGUGGCUCGAUUUUGUGGUCAGGAUAUAUUCUAUUCUUUUCUGUAUUGUUUUUCAUUCUCAUUUUUUGUGGAAGAUGCAUUCAUAUCCUGAGAUCAUUAAGAAUAAGACUCUCCUGGAGAAUUGAGUGAUUUUUUCGUAAAGGAAAUUGUAGCAUUUACAUUAUUAAAAAACUGCACUUAAGAAA